This is a messenger RNA of Aspergillus welwitschiae, 711 nucleotides long. RefSeq lists its product as uncharacterized. The record is from RefSeq and is a predicted model, not a curated record. Bases 239 to 610 code for a protein of 123 amino acids. The transcript is spliced from 3 exons. NCBI's taxonomy places the organism in Eukaryota, Fungi, Ascomycota, Eurotiomycetes, Eurotiales, Aspergillaceae.
UUCCCAUCAUCGUGAUGGAACCAGUAAGAACUAUUCGCUGCCUUCCACAAUGAAUGAGAAAAUUCUGGUUCAGCCUAGCUGCCUAACACAACCUCUGAUUGAGUUCCGUGCGCCUGGCAAGGGAAGCAGCACCAAGAAGAAUUUUAAUGCGGCCCAGUCUGUACCCACGGUGCAACUGAAUCGGAUUAAACGGAAUUAUUAGAUAUCAGGAGAUGUUAAACAAAGGCUCAAAAGAGAAAUGAACCAAGAUUUCCGAAAUUUUGCAAAAUAUUAUCCCAAAAUGCAGUGGUCUGACGCCAUGCAAAGGAAGUUCUCGGCCCCGAAUGAGCCAAAUUUUCUCUGCGAUGAGCAAACAAGGACUACAACUGAAACCAACGAGGACUCUGGUUAUUACCACGCACCUAUCCAAGCCGUUUCAGCCUGGCCGAGUGGCGAGGGGUGGAUGCCGUACGGGCCGAGCGGGUAUUAUGACGCGCCAAAAUUACCUUGCAUUAGUCGUCAAAGCCAGUCCAAUUCCGUCAGUCAGUCAGGAGAUGACAACAACAUCCUACCACGGCUGCUUCGGCAGCAUCUUUCACUACGGAGGAAAUCGGGCAUCUUUUGUACUUAGAUGGUAGUAGUCUGUCUUUAAUUGUGCGGGAAUCGAUCAAUAAUUCUAGAUCCAAUUUUCCCUUUCUGUCGAUCCAUUGUUGACGGGACGGAUCAACUACU